GAGCAGGAGAAAGAGAGAGGGGGGGGAAGGAGGGGGAGAAACAGAGAACACAAGACUGGGAGGGAGAGAAAAGAUAUGCGUGGUAUCUGCAUCAGUUCUCCUCCAGAAGGAACAAAAACAUUGUGUUCGUGAAUGGGAGCUGGUGAGCUCAGCCACAGGGGGAGUGUGCUGUGAAAAACCAGGCAGUAUUCAGCCGCUGGUCAGAGACUGAACACCAAUCCUCUGUCUCCUGCCAUCGACUGGGAUUGAUUGUGGAUUUCCAUUGGGCUGCUCCAUGGAGUGAUUUAGGAAGAGGAGUCCAGGUCUAUGGAUGAGGAUUUGAGCAAUUUUCUGUAGGGAAAUGUUGGUUGAGAGGAUUUGAACACGCUGCCUCUGAUUGAACACAUUGUGCAACGUGGAGACUGUGCUGGGGAGUGUUGGCAGUGCUGCUGCACCCUGUGUUGCUAGGGCUGCUUGGUGAUAUGUUUCUGACAGAGAGUCAGGGCAUCACCCAGAUGCAGGGCACCGGCUGUGUGGGAGGUUAAAAGUGCAGCCAACAGCAUGGGAGCCAAACAGAUGAAAUGCCUCAGCUCUGCCAGCCCUGCACACUCCCCUAAGGAAGAGUAUAUCAUCGCUCAUUCCUCAGACACCCCUAAAGAAGCAUUUAUCAACACUCAGCCUGAAGACCACAAGGAGCCUGGAGACGACAAAUCAGAGUUGACAGAGAGGAAAGCUGAUACCGGGGAGGUGUCACUCUGUGGCCUGUGCCCAGCCCCAGGGCAUGAUGGGAGCGAAGAAGAGAGAUCCUGGGAGGAGCAGCUAUAUGCCCACCAGGAACAGUUGGAGAAGGAGAUGCAGGAAGCCAGGAGGAUGGUGUUCCGCCUGCAGACUUUGCUGCUGCAUGGCUCUCUCCCUGAGGAAGACCAGGACGGUUCUGUGAGCUUCGGAGACAGCCGGACUAACACGGAACAGCAGCUGGUUUUAAUACGCAGUCGUCUGGACCAAAGCAUGGAGGAGGCCCUUGAUCUCAAGAGGGAGCUUCUGAGGCACAAGCAGGAAGCACGCCACCUCCAGGCCAUUAAAGAUGCUAUGCAGCAGCGGAUGGCAGUGCAGGAGGACUCUGUUCUGCAGCUGAAACAGGAGCUACUGAGGUGCAGCAUGGCCCGAGAACAACUGGAGGGAGAGAACGAAGAGUUAAAACGGAAGCUGAGUGAUCGAAACAGGCUACUCAGUGAAUACGAGCAGAUUGGGAAGAAGGAGCGAUUACUACCGCAUCAGAAGCAGGAAGAGGUUCAGCACAACACGAAUGAAAACAGCCACAGAAGAUCCUCCAGGAGUGAGAACCAUGGAUACAGUCACUCAGUUGGACCUUCCCCUCCCUCAACCUUUCAGCAUGGAGAGGGUGAUGAGCUGCAGCUAGUGAGGGAGGCCCUGCGCAGUUUGAGGGACAGCUUCUCCGGGCAUGACCCUCAGCAUCACACCCUGGACACACUGGAGCAGGGCGUGGCCAGUCUCAUGGACCGUCUACACACCCUGGACCCACACCGCAGACAGGACCGAGAGGGCAAGUUCAAAUCCCCAGGACGGCGGGCCAACCACACAGACAGAGAUUCCUGGCCGCCCAGCUCCAAAAUAGCUCACUCUCACAGUAGCCCUGGGCUGGACUCCUCAGUGUCUACUAAAGUGCUCUACUUCACUGACCGUUCCCUCACACCUUUCCUGGUCAACAUCCCCAAAAGGCUAGGAGAGGUGACAUUGAGGGACUUCAAGGCAGCGGUGGACCGCCAGGGCAGCUUCAGAUACCACUUCAAAGCCCUUGACCCAGAGUUUGGAACUGUGAAAGAGGAGGUGUUCCAGGAUGGGGCAGUGGUGCCUGGCUGGGAGGGGAAGAUAGUAGCCUGGGUGGAGGAGGACCAUGGAGAGAGACGGUAGAGAGCCCCUGGAGACAAGCUCGACGAUGACCACUGGACCACAAUGCCAUGAAACCCUCUCAGUAUUCAGCAGCUCGUCUAAGGUGUCAAACACUUCCUUCAUACAUCGGGACCAAUCUAUUCAUGACAGUUUUGAAAUCCAACCAUACUUUCCAAAAUGGCUCUUUCCUAUGGAUUAUGAAAUGUUUUACACACAAGUUGUAGACUGCCAAACAUAAAUGGAGUUGUUCAGAGACAAUUUUGAUGUUUUAAUAAACAUGAAGUACUGCAUGA
Molecule: messenger RNA, 2183 nt
Organism: Osmerus eperlanus (European smelt)
Lineage: Eukaryota; Metazoa; Chordata; Actinopteri; Osmeriformes; Osmeridae
Gene: dixdc1a
Product: DIX domain containing 1a
Exons: 15
Coding region: 541-1911 (456 amino acids)
Biological process (GO): canonical Wnt signaling pathway
Cellular component (GO): cytosol
Molecular function (GO): frizzled binding
Source: RefSeq, a predicted model, not a curated record